AUGAGUUCCAUCUACCAAGCCUUCGAACUUUUGAGGACAAAGAUACCGGCAGGGAACAACUUGAGGAGACUGAGUAGAUUAGAACUGUUAAAGUAUGUCUUAUUAAAUUAUAAGAUAAAAACUACAUUCAUAAAGCAAAAGCGAUAGCUUAAAACAAUAUGUUUUGAAAGAUAAUUUACAAGAAACUUUAGGUUUGCGGUUACCUACAUCAAACAGCUCGAACAGCAACUACAACUUCCUGAUCCACGCAGGAUUUGAUAAUAAAAUCUAAUAAGAACAAUAGUAUAAUGUAUAUUUUCAAAAAUAAUAAAUAUAUAUUUAUCCCGAUAAAUACUAGAAAAAUCAACAGCGGAUCGAAAGAAACAAGAUCUUGUCGGAGAAAAAAUAUUUUGGGUUUAUUGGCAUUGUGUUGCAGUUAAGAUUUUGGGGAAAUAUUAUUUUUGCGACUGGUAAAACUAAUAAACGAAGGUACCGCGUUGAUAAAAACUAGAAUGGAGUCAAUUAUGAUGUUUAAUUUUGCGUUUCUGUAACCUACAUAAGAUAGCAGUUGAGUGGUCAUCUUAAGUUUACAUUUUUUUUUCAGUUUGGGCUAGACAGAAGUUUUGAUAGUUUUGGUUGAGAACAGGGACUUGUUGUGUCUUCCUGGAUACAUUAAUAUUGCGUCAUUUUGUUUUUGUUGUUUCUUACAGUUUGAGAAACAGGUUGAAAGCAAAUUCAUUGUAGUGAAGCUUCCACUUUCUUUUACACAUAAGAAUGUGAUAUUUGGUAGUUAAUAGUGUUUCAUUAAAACUUCGAAUGUUAAUUAAUACAGUAAUGUUUUGGCAAAACCUUACUUUAUGAAUACAGCUCUGCUUAACUAUAUCGUGGAAUCUUGUUGUUCGGGUCAUUUCCGCGAUCUUCUAAACCAGUGUUUUUAGAAGGAACGAUCAAAGACGUCGUCGCUUUCUGCUAUCCGAGCGGUUCGGGGAUUUUUUACAUCUUAUAAUACACACCGAACCUCAGUUUGGUCACGAGACUUUUCCACUAGUAAGUUUUUCAAAUUUACUUUUAAUAUUUGUGAAUAUCGUCCACGUGGAGCUUAAUGUUUACUUUUUAGGUAGCUAUUUGGUGCGAAAGUGUUCAACGAUGGCUGGAUCAAGUGAAGGUAGGUUUUCUUUUUACGGUAUUAUUUAUAUGUUUAGGUCUUCGUAUCUACAACAGUCUGACAAGGACAAAGGAUGUGUUCAAACCAAAUGACAACAAGGAGGUCAAGUUCUACAUUUGUGGUCCUACUGUCUACGACUCUUCUCAUAUGGGGCAUGCAAGAGCCUAUCUUUCUUUUGACAUUCUUCGGAGGGUUAUGGAGAACUAUUUUAACUACAACGUCAACUAUGUUAUGAAUGUCACAGACAUUGAUGAUAAGAUCAUCAAGCGGGCUCGACAAUGCUUCUUGUUUGAGAGAUACUUGAAGGAGGACAAGAACGCCAAUGAUUUCAUCAAGGACGUCACUGAAGCCUUGGUCUUAUUCAGUGAAAAAGCGGACAAAGAAGGUGACAAGGAUAAGAAAAAGAUGCUCACUGAAAUGGUAAGUGGAAUUUACAGGUUCGAUGUAGCUAUAUUAGGGCUGGAAACAUAUCUUUUUUAUUUAUAAAUUGUUUUUUACCUUUUAAAUGUCGAUUUUAGAUAACUCGUGUGAACGAGACCGUCAAGAAGCUGGAAUCAGAAGUGGUAAAAGCUAAAGGAGAAUCUAACCGCGACCAGUUUAGUGAGCUGCUAAUAUCAGCAAGAGAUAUUUUGUCUGAUUGGUUGGACACAAAGUUUGGAGGCACCGUAAACGAAUUCUCCGUCUUCUCAAAAUUGGCCAGAAAGUAGGUUUUUUUUGUUUUAUAUUAUACUUUACAUAUAAACCUUUCAUAUAUUUUUGUAAAAAUGUUUUAUUAUGAUUGAAUGUUUGAUUGUUUUUAAUAAAAAUUGUAAUUUUAGGUUUGAAAAAGAGUUCUGGGACGAUAUGAACAACCUUGGAGUCAAGGAGCCUUCUGCUGUGACUCGUGUCAGCGAGUUCAUCCCUGAGAUCAUUGAAUAUGUUCAAAAAAUCGUGGACAAUGGCUACGGAUACGUUGCCAAAGAUGGAUCUGUAAGUUACUCUUUUACUCUGUGUAUAGGCUUAGAAGAGUGGUAUCAUUUCAUGUUUAACAUGUAUUUUCUGAUAAAAAAUUGUAUUUUUUUUUCUAAUUUAGGUAUACUUUGACACUUUGGCGUUUUCUGAAGCUCCGAAUCAUAACUAUGCCAAACUCGUGCCAGAAGCGUUUGGUGACACUGAGAAUUUGCAGAAGCAUUUAAGAGAAGGCGAAGGAGAAUUGAGUCUAAGUGCUGACAAGGUUUCCGUAAGUGUUAAAAUGAUUUAACUCUAAAUUGUACAAGAUUGUGUUACUCUAAAUCUCAUAAUUAUUUUUAGGAAAAGCGGAAUCUAAGCGAUUUUGCCUUGUGGAAAUCCUCAAAAGAAGGCGAACCGUUCUGGGAUUCUCCGUGGGGCCAAGGAAGACCUGGAUGGCACAUUGAGUGCUCGGCUAUGAGUACGGCGAUUUGUGGCGAGAAACUUGACAUUCAUGCUGGUGGUUUUGACCUUAAAUUUCCUCAUCAUGACAAUGAGAUCGCUCAGGUAUGCUUUUCUGUACUUAUAAAUCAGAAUUUGGUUCAGAGAAAACAUUUUAAUAUGACUCACUAUUUAUAAUUUUUUUGUUUAAUAUGUAGUUUAGUGCGAAGCCUACUUCAACUCUGACAACUGGGUGAACUACUUCUUGCAUUGCGGAACUUUGCGGAUUCAAGGAUCGAAAAUGUCAAAAUCUCUAAAGAACUUCAUCACGAUAAAGAAAGCAUUGGAAAGUUACACUGCAAGACAACUGAGGAUUCUGUUUUUGAUGCACAACUGGACCGAUGUUCUUGACUACAGCAAUGCCACGAUGGAACACGCUCUUCAGUUCGAAAAAAUGACCAAUGAAUUCUUUUUGAAUGUGAAGGAUCAUCUUCGAAGGUCUUCUUACAACUCUGAUGAGGUAGGCUUGACUUGUUUUUAAAAGUUUUUUUUAAAUUAAUUAAGUUUAUCAAAUUAACAUUGAAAUUAUUUGUUUUCAGUAUUUUUCAAAGUUUGGAAAAGAAGAGUUAGAAAUGAAAAAGCAGAUCGACGAAGCCAAGGAAGCCAUUCACCUGGCUUUUUGUGAUUCUGUGGACACAAGGUCAGUCAUAGAGAAGAUCCGUCAAGUCAUCAGUUACUGCAAUCUAUACAUCAAGCAUAAGGUAAGACAAUGAUUAUAAAAAUGUAAUUCUCGUGUUUAGGAAUCUUCGCAACAACAAGUGUACGUGAAGCUUCUGAGAGAUACGUCCGUAUACAUCACAUGGCUUCUCAAAGUAUUUGGUGUAGUUGCAGAAUCAGAGGAGAUUGGGUUGGGCUCCGACAGCACAAGUGAUAGCAAAGGCUUCGAAGAACGACUGAUGCCCUACUUGGACGUUUUCGUAGAAUUCAGGGAGAAAGUACGAGAGAUUGCCAGGAAAGACAAGAUCGUGGAGAUUCUGAAGGAAUGCGACAGGCUCAGAGACGAAUCAUUACCAGAAGUUGGAGUUCGAUUGGAAGACAAAGCCAACCAAACUUGUGUCAAACUAGUGGACAGGGAAACACUGCUAAGAGAGAUUGUACAACAAAAGGCGUUACAGAAGGCCAAGGAAGAGGAAAAAGAAAGGAAACGGUUGGAGAAGGAGGCCAAAGAACGAGCCAAAGCUGAAGCGGCCAAGAUCAACCCUGCUGAGCUUUUCAAACAAGGUGAAUAUAAAGGAAAGUUCAAGGAAUACGAUGAGAAUGGCAUGCCCACCAUCGACUCCGAAGGCAACGAAAUCUCAAAAAAGCAAUUGAAGAAGCUCCAGAAGAUGUACGACGACCAGAAGAAGGCGUUCGAAGCUGCUACACAACAAACGGUCUGA
Bursaphelenchus okinawaensis is the source of this 3951-nucleotide messenger RNA. The record is from the annotation of a GenBank genome assembly. Lineage: Eukaryota; Metazoa; Nematoda; Chromadorea; Rhabditida; Aphelenchoididae.